This is a messenger RNA of Austrofundulus limnaeus, 1736 nucleotides long. Its product is annotated as zinc-binding protein A33. The record is from RefSeq and is a predicted model, not a curated record. Gene Ontology annotation, molecular function: zinc ion binding; protein binding. Lineage: Eukaryota; Metazoa; Chordata; Actinopteri; Cyprinodontiformes; Rivulidae.
AAGGAGCUUGGCUACAAAGUCCAGAUUUUUGAAAAGAAAGUGGAAUCAUACAAAAAAAUGACAAAGAAGUUCAGCAAUGCAGUGGAAUAYAUCAAGUAUCAGGCUGGAGAAGCAGAGAAAAUCAUCAAAGCAGAAUUUGAAAGGCUCCGUAAUGUGCUUAAUGCUGAAGAACAAAAGCGUUUAAGUGCCUUGGCCCGUGAGGAGGAGGAGAAGGUCGAGGUCCUACGAAAAAUGAGUGACGAGAUAGAAGUGGACAUUGUUAAAAUAAAAGAGCUCAUUGAUUCUCUGAAGAGAGAGAUGGGCAAUGAGGAUCUACCACUUCUGCAGAAUUUCCAAAAUGUGAAAAGACAAGCCCAGUGGACUGAACCUGAGCCUAGCUUUCUUUUUGACUCACUUUUGAACAUGGGCAAGCAUAUUGGUGCUUUGAGCUACAACAUAUGGAAAGACCUGAAAUAUCAUGUCCAAUAUUACCCAGUUGUGUUGGACCCAAACUCGGCCUCUCCAUGGCUUUCCUUGAAUGGUAGUCUGACCACUGUGAAGGAGAGCUCAGAGCGGCUGACGGUUCCUGAAAACUCAGAGCGCUUCGAUCCAUGCGUCUUUGUCCUUGGUGCCCAAGGUUACAGUACUGGCAAAUACAAAUGGGACGUCAUCGUUGGCGACAACCCCAAAUGGAUUCUGGGAGUGUGCAAAGAGACUGUGGCCCGUAAGAAGAAGUUUACACUCUCGACAGGUCGUGGUGUGUGGGUCAUCGGGCUGAGUAAAGGAGUGUAUACUGCAUACACAGCACCUGAGCGGACAGAGAUAUUGGUGCCGCAGGGUCCUGAAAAAAUCCGCAUCAAGCUAAAUAUAGAAAAAGGAGAGGUGUCAUUUUGGGAUGGGGGGAGAGAAAAGCACCUGGUCACUCUCACACACAAGUUUGAAGAUACUACGUUGUAUCCAAUUUUCGGCCCUGGCCUCCAUACUACUCCUAUGAUUCUGGCUCCCGGAAAAAUAGCUGUACACACGUCAUAACAACCUAAUUUCACAGAAACGGGCUUGUUUAUCUAAAGUUGCAUAAUUUAAAAUAUAUAUUCAAACUUCUUGUUUUGUUUUAGAAAAUGCAACUUAACUCAAUAAUGCUUUGCUAUCAAAUGAAUAUUGAUCAGCAUAAAUGAGUCUAAAAAUAGAACAAUUAUUAAUGCUGGAAAUGCAUAAUAAGCUUAAACCAAAGCAAAUACAGUAUAAGAUAAUCAAAGCAAAAUGGAUGUUCUAAAGUUUCAGAAAUGUUUGUACAAUGUACUGUGGGAAAUUGCGUAAUUUGAGAUUGUUCAAAGCAUGGUAUUGUUUACUGGUCAAUAAUAAUGAAAACCAGUUUCUGCUUUUGUGCCUUUGCUCAAGUAACCUUAAUUGAUCUCUGAUCUAUAUGAUACAGCUUGAGAAAAAUACAAAGAGUGUGUUUUUAUAAUAUUUUGGGUGUUUGUGUCUUUCCAUUUCUUUUGGGAUCCCCCCUUUUUUUUCUUAAAGAAAUUAUAUUUACACUUUUUUUAAUCAGUAUUUUUUUACAUGGCAUAAUUAUUUGUUUUGAUUAGAAUAAUUGAAUUGCAAAGCUGUUAUUGCAUUCUUCAAGUGCUUCAAGUCGAUUCAACCACUUAUUGGGAAACAGCUGCCUUUAUACAAAUGUACAUUUUUUAACAUCUAGCCUUAAAACAUGAAUGUCAUCUGUAACAUUUUUUUAUUCAAUAAAGCAACUAAAAUCA